Molecule: messenger RNA, 723 nt
Organism: Gaeumannomyces tritici R3-111a-1
Lineage: Eukaryota; Fungi; Ascomycota; Sordariomycetes; Magnaporthales; Magnaporthaceae
Exons: 2
Coding region: 1-723 (240 amino acids)
Source: RefSeq, a predicted model, not a curated record
AUGAAGUGCUUUACGAACUACAUCCCUGUGUUCCUCAUGGCCCUUCUCCCGCCGUUUGCCCUCGCUCUGCCGGCGGACCUACCCUACCAAAACGGCAACCUACCCAGACAGGCCAGUAGCCGCGACAGCGGCACCGGAAACGGCGCACAGAACAGCAUCCUGGGCCCCGGUAGCCCCCGCAACUCGAGCAACCCCGGCAACCCCGGCAACCCCGGCAACCCCGGCAACCCCGGCAGUCCUGUCACGGCGCAGCAGCAGCGCAACGCCGUGAGCGCGUGGCAGUCCGACACGGGCAAGGUAUCGCACUUCCUCAACACGGCCACCACCUUCACGGGGCAGGAGUACACGCAGCAGGCGCAGAUCGCGCUCGACGCCGAGCUGGACGAGCUGCUCCACAAGAAGGUGCUGGACCAGGCCCUGGGCGGCCAGCCGUCGGUGCGGGCGGCUAGCAACGUGCUCGAGACCCAGGGCUUCUUCCAGCAGGUCGUCGACGUGCUCCGCCGCAUGGUCCGCGACGGCCCCGCCACGGCCGCGCGCGACGUCGACGUCAUCAACCGCAACCGCUGCGUCAACGUCCUGCCCAACAUCGACGCCUACUUCGCCGCCGCAGCCUCCGGCGGGCCCGCCCGUGUGGGUAAGGGCAAGUCCGCCAAGGCCAAGAGCGCAAAAGUCAAGGCACGCCGCACGGCCGCUGCAAAGGCCGAGCUUUACGACAGGGAGUGA